AUGCCAAAAAUUAAUGCUUAUGAAAAAGCUUCUGUUUCAAAAUCAUCGUUGCGUGAAAUUCCUCUUGCAAAAAUAAUUUUGCCGUUUCCGCCGAACCUCACUCCAGCCGAAGUAUUUGCGAGAAAAAUUAAUGGCGAUUAUCCGUCAAAAGCUCCAAACAAUUUUAUAAUCUAUCGAAGUGCAUUUGUCAAAGAAUUUAAUUCUAAAGGCAUUUAUCCACCAAUGAAAGUUCUUUCUCCAAUUAUUUCUAAAAGAUGGAAGGAAGAACCAGACUUUGUCAAGGCGUAUUACUCUUCGCUCGCGUUCAAUGCGACAAAAUUAUUAAGCGCAGCUGGAGAUGGAUUUUCUAAUAUUGAUAGUAAUUUUUAUUCAAAACCUACCACGAAGAAAAUUGCAUUUAAUAACUAUUCAAAAAUAUAUAAUAAGAAAAAGGCAAUCGAAAAAGGUUCGCUAAAUUCUAAUAAUUUAGCCAAAGAGCAAGAAAAAGAAUACAGAGUGACAGAAACAACAGCCUCAGUCGAAAAUCUUAUUUUUCAAGAAAUCCAUCAGCAGCCGCAUCAACAACAAUUUUUAAUCGAUCAUAAUCUUUCAAAUUUUGAUACGAUUUUUAACGACGCUUCAAAUUUCGUACAUGCUCAUCAACCAUAUGAACCUAAUUUGCAGCAAAACGAAUCACCGGCAGAAAAUAGUUUACUAAUAACACCUAUCGAUUAUUUACCAUUUUAUGAGAAUUUUUUGCAAGAUUUGAGUCCUAUACCAUCUAAUCAAUCUAUUAAUACCAGUCCCAUCUCCACAACCUUCUCUCUUGAUGAACAUAGAUGUCCUGGUUUACAAGAAUUAUGCAAUUGUUCUGCAACUUCCUUCUCUUCAGCUUAUAACUCUCUUUAA
Molecule: messenger RNA, 888 nt
Organism: Ambispora gerdemannii
Lineage: Eukaryota; Fungi; Glomeromycota; Glomeromycetes; Archaeosporales; Ambisporaceae
Source: the annotation of a GenBank genome assembly